CCAGCUCGCUGCCGCCUGAGGGGACGCUGCCCCGGGCCCGGCGGCCUCCUGGGCAAGGCCUCGCGUUGCCGAGACGGGCCCUGCGGCCCCGGGUGUCCGGGCAAAACAUGGAAACCAUGUGGUGUCUAGCUUACUAGUCAACUGCCUAGAGUUAUCCUUUACCCCAAAUACUUGGAGUUUUAAAACUGAUAUCAAAAACAGAACCACCAUCUUUUAAGCUCUGUGAACUGAACUUAAACACUGACCAUGUCUAUUAUGGACCAUAGCCCCACCACUGGAGUGGUGACUGUCAUUGUUAUUUUGAUUGCUAUUGCAGCCCUAGGUGCCUUGAUACUGGGCUGUUGGUGUUAUCUGCGCCUGCAGAGGAUCAGCCAGUCUGAGGAUGAAGAGAGUAUUGUGGGAGAAGGAGAAACCAAAGAGCCUUUUCUUUUGGUACAGUACUCUGCUAAAGGACCUUGUGUUGAGAGGAAAGCUAAGCUGACUCCUAAUGGCACAGAAGUUCAUAGCUAACUUAAAGCAGCAUAAUGUGUAUCUGGAUUACAUCUGAGAUAUGUGUAACCAGCAGAAAUGAUACUGUGAAGGACUUAAACAUACACAUGCUGUUCUCUUCAGCAAACACCUUCUUGAGAUGCAGCAUGUGAUACAGCUUUGUUGGUUUGCAACUGCAUGCACUGAGAUAUUAUACUUUGCAUCAAUCCUGUACUUCAACUGCUUGGCUCUAGGAGCAGACUUCCCUGCUGUAAAGUCCAUUGCCGGCAAUGGACACACAGGGAUAUGCUGGCAAGAAGAAGUUAAUGGCGUUUUUGUUACUUGAAUGUUUAGCUGAGCCUAUUGAUUGAGCUACUACUGUAAUGUGAACUACUUGAAACUGUGAACUGUAAAUAGGCUGCCAGGAGUUUUGCUCUAUGUUCCACAGACAUGGAAGUGGUAUGAAGUAAACCCAAGUAGUACACACUUGGACUUCUGAGCCACGUCAGUAUAGAUGGGACUCCAGACCUUCAAAACCAAAUCUGCAGUUAAAGCUCGUUUCUACAAUGAAGUUCUUGAGUGCAGAGCCAUAAAGACAGAACUGUGUCUGGUUUGGGUUUUGCUGUGUUUUGUUUUUUAAACAGCUUAUGGGACUGAUGCAGAACACUUUCCUUGAAUGCAGGCAUGUCAUUUCCUUAGGGUGUCUAGGCAGAAAGCACAGGAACUACAAGGAAAAAAAUGUACCUUUUUUCUUUAGGUAGAUUAAGCUACUAGCUGCUAAUACUGUGAGUGCUCUUAACUAUGUAGCUACUGCAAGGAAGCUGCCAUAUUAACCAAUUCCAUCCAAUCUGGGAACUAAUGAUGGUUACUUAACUUCAUGGAUGGUCCAGAAGGUUUCCAGAAAAGUUAACAUGGCAGCAGAGCAGAUCUUUCCCUUCUGUGAGUAAGCAUGUUAACAUUGCAGAAGUGGUUCUUUUUCACUAAAACUGGCAUAAAUGUAACUAGUCUGACUUUUCCUGUAACCACUGUUUAUACGUGUACCUAGCACUGGGGGCAUAUGUAAACGUGAAGAAACAGCCUGUUGUAUAAGCCCUUUAGUCUAACAUAAAACUGUUAACUGUAGACUACAUAACAUAUUUUGUAGAUAAUUUUGUUUAAUGUCACUGUAGGACAAGUGAAGUCUGUCCUGUAACAACUAAACUUUGUGGGUGGGAGGGAAGGUUUUGGAUGGGUUUAAGUGGGGGGGCGGGAGGGAAGCAGGGGUCUUCCUCAAGUCUGUGGCAGGUUGAAGUAUGGUUUUUAAAUAGGAGGGCCUUCCUAUUUCCUACUUUCCCUUGAGGUUAACAAAACUGGUAACAGAUGCCUGACCUACAGAAUUAUAGACAGUAAGUGAGGUUCUAAACCACCAUCAAAAGAUGGCUAAAAUGUUCCACAAAUUGUAUGUAGACAGAGUGUUGAAAUAACCCUAUAAGUAGAUAAUUCCCCAGCUCUUUGCAGACACAGUUCAUACACCAUUUUGAGGUAUUUAAUUAAAUGCUUCAACUGUAUUUGCCAGUCAGGCUAGUUCUGAGAUGCAUAGUGAAGGAUUCUGUUUUGGGGACAAGUUGUUGGUGCAAAAACUCAGCAUUUCCCAGUGGUGGAGGAAGUUGCAGACUACAUACCAAUAAGUAACAGCUGCACAUCUCUGAUAAUUACAAAACUCUUUUUGGUAGGGUAGGGCUUAAGCCAACUAUUCCAGAGAUUGAUUUGAUAAGAUUGUUUAGCCCUGUUCCCAUUCUUAAUUGUGCGUGCACAGACUGAGCUGACGCUGAAAAAAAUGAGAAUGCUCUUUUCGCUGCAAAGGCUAGCUAGCAAGAACUAGCUCAAGGAAGUUCAGUGUUCCUGGACUGGAAGCUCUCCCAGUAGCCUCCAGCGCAGGGGUGGAACACAACUGCCCGGAAAGAGGGAAGAUGUCUUCAUACCCUUUGCUCCAAAGCUGCUGGCUUUCGUUUUAAAUCUCCAGAUUCUAAAUUGUUUGAGACAGUCAGUUAAACUCAACUUGUUUUUAGCAUCUCAACACAACCCAAACUAAAUUCUGAGCGGAAAAGGGAAGGGACGAGUAAACAAAGAAACGUUUAAGCAGCUAAGAUGAGAUCAAAUAUUUCUCCCUUUUUGUCCCUUUUCUCCAUGUUGACUUCCAUGAAACCUUGUUCUUUAACACUGUCAGAGGCUAAUUGUGGAACACACAAGUGAGAUACAGUGCUGCUGAAAUAGUGGAAUAGGAAUGAUGGACUAUUUUAACCACUUAGUUGCUUUUCAUUCAAGUUUACUAAAUACACAGAUUCAGCAUUUCCAAUCAACUCUGCAAACAAAGGAAAAUGCAGUGGAGACAGAGUUUCCAAACUUCCUUAGAAAAGUAUAAAUGAAUUCUUCCUCUAGAUGUGGGAGGAAGUCAGUGCAAAAAACAAAUUGGUCCUUAACAGGAGGUGCUUCACACUGCUGCCUCAAGAAAUUAGCAUUAAAUUAAGUGACACUGAGAAGAACUAUCCAAUUAGUGCAAUAGUAAAGUGCAAAGAGCAUUUCAAAUACUGUUCUCAGUUUAAGAGGGUUCGAGACAUGGGUGUCUUAAAUUCUUUAAAGCAUUACAAAAAUAUUCCAUUUUGAUUUUUCUAGACCAUUGGGGAAUCUUUAUUUACAAUAAAUUUCAAUAAAAUUUGCAUAAAUACCGUC
Molecule: messenger RNA, 3177 nt
Organism: Gavialis gangeticus (Gharial)
Lineage: Eukaryota; Metazoa; Chordata; Crocodylia; Gavialidae
Gene: SNN
Product: stannin
Exons: 4
Coding region: 247-510 (87 amino acids)
Cellular component (GO): mitochondrial outer membrane
Source: RefSeq, a predicted model, not a curated record